UUAAUUUUAGAGCUUUCGGUGCGUGAUGCCAACUACGCCACCGAGGCACAAACAUUAUCUUUCGGAGAAAGUGCAUUCCAUGCAUUAACGAUGCUUAAUGUUAACUCCAUGAAAAUCGGUUUACUUGAAUAUAAUCUUGCAAUCGCACUCGAAUCAAUAAAUUGA
This is a messenger RNA of Ambispora gerdemannii, 165 nucleotides long. NCBI's taxonomy places the organism in Eukaryota, Fungi, Glomeromycota, Glomeromycetes, Archaeosporales, Ambisporaceae. The record is from the annotation of a GenBank genome assembly.